Molecule: messenger RNA, 1655 nt
Organism: Oryzias melastigma (Indian medaka)
Lineage: Eukaryota; Metazoa; Chordata; Actinopteri; Beloniformes; Adrianichthyidae
Gene: tmem47
Product: transmembrane protein 47
Exons: 3
Coding region: 223-768 (181 amino acids)
Biological process (GO): cell-cell adhesion
Cellular component (GO): cell-cell junction; membrane
Source: RefSeq, a predicted model, not a curated record
UCUCUCCGCGCAGCGCUGACCCCUCAGCAGCAGCAGCAGCGGCGGCGGCGUCCUCCAGCUUCAGCCUCGGUCCUCCUCUCAGCCCCAGACGCGCAGGUGCGAGCUGCGGGUGCGAACCCGCCUCUGCUGAUGGUCCAGAGGAACCACGGGACCCCACAGAUGUUGUUACUCUCCGACUGCUGCUGUUAAUUCUGAGUGAAUUCAAUCAAAAAAACUUUGGGGAUGUCUUCAUCGGUGAGCGGCGCGGAGGAGGUCCGGGUGUCGGCGCUGACGCCCCUCAAGUUGGUGGGACUCGCGUGCGUCUUCUUCGCGCUGUGUCUGGACGUGGGGGCCACGCUGAGCCCGGCGUGGGUCACGGCGGAGGACCAGUACCACCUGUCCCUGUGGGAGUCCUGCUGGAAGCCGGUCAGCUCCUUGGAAUGGUCCUGCAGCAGCACGCUGGGCACGGACUGGCAGAUUGCCACCCUGGCCUUGCUGCUGGGGGGAGCGGCCCUCACCCUGUUCUCCUUCCUCGUGGCCCUGAUCUCCCUGUGCUUCGGAUCCAGGAGUCGCUGCUACAAGACGAUCGCUGUCAUGCUCUUCUCUGCUGUGGUGCUGCAGGUGUGCAGCCUGGUCCUGUUCCCCAUCAAGUUCAUAGAAACGGUCAGUCUGAGGGUUUACCACGAGUUUAACUGGGGCUACGGUUUGGCCUGGGGAUCCACCAUCUUCUCCUUCGGAGGGGCCGUCCUCUACUGCCUCAACCCCAAGAACUACGAAGACUAUUACUAAGAAGAAAAAGAAGAAACUCUUUUUCAGUAUCUAUUAGAGAAGCAAAAAACAAAGAGCAGGCUCUCUAUGAAGCCCAACCCUGAAAAAGGAGAAUUUUUUUUUAAACGAAAUUCAAAAUUCUGCGUCUCCUUUAAAUAUAUCUCCCGCAGGUCUUAGAUUUGGGCAGUAAAUGAUGAGGGAACAGAUGGAGGCUGUGACCUCAUACCCACACCAACUGGUGGACCAAUGAGCGGAGAAAAGACUGAUGUAAUCGAAGAGCAAUGCAGAGAGGAACACGCUCCAUUGAAGCGAUAUCCUGAUCGGGACAACACAAGGAAGAGCAGGCAACAACGCACAUUUCCCCCUCAGAUCUGGACCCGCCCACUCGCAGGACGCCAGGGUGCUAAACGUUUUUCCUAUUUGAGGCUAAAACCAGAGCAAAAGUCAAGAGAACAUUCCACCAUCUCUUUCAAAAUAUAACUGAAAGGAGGAACACUCGUCAUACAAUAACCUCAUGAAAUGUGUGAAUGAUGCUGCUUCACGUAUGUGAAUAAUAAUAAUGUAUUCAUUCCGAGGAGAGCGGGAAGAGAAAGAGCUGGCAAAUGAUCAGGCCUACUGUGCGCACAUGCAUCCAUGAUCACUGCUCCCGGCAUGCGCUCCAUGUGAUGCCUCCUGAUCUUCCUGCUUGGUAGGAAAUGUUGAUAGAAUAGGGAGCAUUUAGAGCUGAGAAAAGCAACAUUCACUAAAGUUUCACAUCACACGGAUGUGGAAAACCCCGCCAUCACAGGCUCUGGCGUCAAAUCCUUUAUAAUAUUUAUACAUUUAUUCAAUGUGACCAUUGCUUGAAGGGAGCUAGUGAGUGAUGGUGUUAUUGGGUUAAAUAAUAAUAAAAGAUUAUGAUAAAAAAA